Messenger RNA from Laccaria bicolor S238N-H82, 222 nucleotides. RefSeq lists its product as uncharacterized. Lineage: Eukaryota; Fungi; Basidiomycota; Agaricomycetes; Agaricales; Hydnangiaceae. The record is from RefSeq and is a predicted model, not a curated record. The coding region runs from base 1 to 222 and encodes 73 amino acids. The transcript is spliced from 2 exons.
AUGGGUCUUCCCGCCCAAUCCGUUCUAGCCUGGAAAAUCACCCUCACCAUCUUUCAGGCAAUCGCCAUUUCAUCGACGCUCUACCGCCUUUGGAGAAGGUAUCGGAUUCAGAGGCUGUGGUGGGAUGACUAUGUCGUCGUUAUUCCGCUGGUUAUGGAUAUUGUGUAUACUGUGACGUUUUGUUUGCAGUUUCGGGAUCCUGGUGAGUCGAGAGCUCUAUGA